AUGAUUGAGGACGGAGAGGAUUGGCGGAAAGUAAAGGCGAAGCGGCCACCCUUUGAGCUCCCCUCCCCCUUCCCAUUUCCCCGCUUUUUUGUCUCUCCCUUUCCCUCCCGUGACCUAGCCAAGAAACCUCACCUACUCGCUCAUAUUCCCCACUCUCCCCUCGUUUCCCCCGCUCUCCCUUCAUUUCCGCUGCUCUCCCCUCAUUUUCCUCGCUCUAGCUUCCCCUUCAUAUCACUGCUGCCUCUCUUGUUCUCUUCCUUCACGCUCACCCUCACCUCCCCUUGUCUCACUCUGUUCCCCCCCUCUCUCCCUCCACCCCCGCUUUCCGACUCACCCCUCAUCCCCUCCCCCCUCCAAUACUUCAAUUUUCCCCUCGCUGAUUCCUCCCACAUCCACCCUUCAACUCCCUCCCCUCCCCUACCACCACCCCCUCAUUUCCCUCAUCUCUCACACCCCCCUCCACUCUUCCACAACCGACCGAGCUACUCAAGUGGGUGA
Closterium sp. Naga37s-1 is the source of this 498-nucleotide messenger RNA. The record is from the annotation of a GenBank genome assembly. Lineage: Eukaryota; Viridiplantae; Streptophyta; Zygnematophyceae; Desmidiales; Closteriaceae.